GUGCCCGCUACAGGGCAGCUGCCAGCCGGCUCAGGAAGAUGGGGCAGAUGGCGUUCCGCUCGUGCCUCUCUUGCCUGGAGCUGGUUUGGGCUUGAUCUCGAGGGAAGGGAGGAGCAGCGCAACUCUGCGCACGUGGAGGAAAUGGGGCGGGGAGCAUGCACACGUGGGGGGCUGAGGAUUAGCGGGUAGGCAUAGUGGGGGUAGGGCGCGCACUGAGGGAAGUCGGGGCAGCGGCGGGUGAGGCCACAGACCUCCACGGGCUUUUGCCAAUAAGUUCCUAAAUGUAUGGGUUGGCUUUGGCGUAUGCAGAAGGGAGAUGCUUACAUAGGAGAUUUAACCCACAGUUGUCAUAAUGCUUCUCCACUGAAGCGGCUGAUCAGGUACUCUGGAUGUGUUUGUUGCUAUGGGAGAUUGGAACACUAUUGCAGUGCCAGCACUGUUGCCAGAUAAUACUACUACUUGGUAUACCUCAGCCAAAAAGAUGUCCCCCUCAAGCUUAAGUGUGCAGCAAGUGUCACGUUCACCACUGCCUUUGUCAAAAAGUGCGCACAGCUUUUUUAGUGCCUUUUGCACAGAAGAGAAUGUUGAACAGAGUCUCUCCUAUCUUAACAGGGAACUGACUACGCUUGGCUUCCCUUCACUUUAUGCAGACUCCAAAGGUAAAGAGUUAGGUGUAGUAUCGGUUUUAAACUGUAUGAAUGAACUGCUUCUGCUUCAGCGCAAGAAUCUCCGAGCUCAGGAAGAAGCAGAAACCCAGCAUUUAAAACUGGGCAGUGAUAUGGACCAUCUGCAGAACUGCUAUACAAAAUUAAAGGAACAGCUGGAAACCUCAAGAAGAGAAAUAGUUGGACUUCAAGAAAGGGAUAGACAACUACAGUGCAAGAAUAGGAAUUUGCACCAAUUACUCAAAAAUGAGAAAGAUGAGGUACAGAAAUUACAGAACAUUGUUGCAAGUCGGGCAACCCAGUACAAUCAUGAUAUGAAGAGGAAAGAGAGAGAAUUCAACAAACUGAAGGAGCGUUUUCAUCAACUCCUUAUGAACAAAAAAGAUAAAAAAUGUGCCAUGGAUGUCCUAAACUACGUUGGCAGAGUUGAUGGUAAGAGAGGUGCAUGGAGAACUGGGAAAACAGAAGCUAGGAAUGAAGAAGAAAUGUACAAAGUUCUCUUAAAUGAGUAUGAAGAGCGCCAGAAACAGCUUCUGGUAGAAAAUACUGAGCUCAAGAAGCUACUUCAGCAAAUGAAGAAGGAAAUGAUUUCUCUCCUUCCACCGCAGAAACAAAAACCUAAAGAGAGGGCUGAAGAUGGCAAUGGAACUGUCCUAUCAGACAUGGAGGAGGACUCUGGAGAAGUAAAUAAAGAGAACAUGUGGGAACUCUCUUGUGAAACAGUACGAGAGCAGCUUGCUAACAGCAUUAGAAAGCAGUGGAGAAUGCUGAAAAAUCAUGUGGAAAGGCUGGACAACCAAGUAUCACAUGUGCACUCUGGAACACUGAAUGAUAAAGAUACAAUCUCAAGAGAGGAACAUGAACUGGAAAUUGAAAGGCUACAGGUAGAAAUUCAACAGUGUAAAGAGAUGAUAAAAACUCAACAGCAGCUCUUACAGCAGCAGCUAACUUCUCCAUGUGAUGAUGAUACCAAUAUGUUGCUACAGGACUGUUACUUACUGGAAGAAAAAGAGCGAUUGAAGGAGGAGUGGAAACUCUUCAGAGAACAGAAGAAGAACUUUGAGAAAGAGCGGAAAAGUUUUACAGAAGCUGCUAUUAGACUAGGAAUUGAGAGGAAGGCAUUUGAGGAAGACCGCGGGGCUUGGCUGAAGCAACAGUUCUUGAGUAUGACUUCUGAUCACAAUAAGACUGAACAUGUAAAACCUCAAAGUGCCUUCUCAGGAAGUUCUGACUCGGAUAAUCCGUUAGCGAAUUUAAGGGCUCGCCAAAAGAGACUUAACCACUUGUCCAGUGUAUCCAAGUUCUCAGACGUUUGUCAGGCAACCCAGCAUAUUCCUGAAAACAGCUCAAAUGCUCGGCUGGAUAAAACACUUGAAGACCGAAAGCCAAGCCAGGUUCGAAGGGAGCAGCUGAGAAAGAUACAGGCUAGCAAUGCCAGCCCUGUUGCACAUGAUGAUGCGUACAGUUUGCACAUGCUGCUGCCAGCAAACUCUGACACAGACCGCAUAGAUAACUUGCCUUAGAUCUCUCGCCUCUCUCACUCCCUUUUUGUGAAGCAAAUGUGUCCAUAAACUUUCUGAUUUCAUUUGGUGAAACAGGGUGUCUUGAGUGGAAUUGAUCAGUGAAGGUGAUAGCAGUUGUGCUGUAUGUGUGUGGCUCCCCCCACCCACCCAAACCUUUCCUAUCUGUACCCUUUUGAAAGGCUUUAAAAAUCGUUAGAUAUAUGUAUAUUCUUGAAAUGGGAGACUUCGUUCUUUGACUGAAGGAAUGUAUGACUCUUCUAAUAAUGAAAUGCUUCAGCCUUUGUAUUUUUUACUUUGGGCAAAAGUAGCACUUUUAGCACUAGGUAAUGGUGAAAUGCUCACUUGCGUCUCAAGUGUAACUAGCAUUGAAACUUUUUUCCUUAACUUGAAUGUACAGUAUAUUGUAGAUGAUUAACAUGGCAGGCUCUAUAUUUAUUGUGUGAUUUCAGAUUACCUCUUUGUAUCUCUUAAACAAAAAGCAAGAUCUUAGCUUGCAAUUAGAUGAGAUAUAAAUGAUUAUGCGAAGAUGCCAUGAAAUGAAAUGCACGGAUCCAAAAAUCAUAGUAUUUUACAUGCCAACUGUAAUGGUGGUUUUUUAAAUUGUGCUACUAUGUUUACAGAUGUUUUUUGAACAAAAUCAUUUCGGUCAAGAAUAAAAUUCUCUUAAAAUGCAUCUGCAAAUAAAUGUAAUAAGUAUAUUCUACAAAA
Hemicordylus capensis (graceful crag lizard) is the source of this 2896-nucleotide messenger RNA. It is a transcript of the gene SSX2IP, whose product is annotated as SSX family member 2 interacting protein. Bases 404 to 2188 code for a protein of 594 amino acids. The transcript is spliced from 14 exons. NCBI's taxonomy places the organism in Eukaryota, Metazoa, Chordata, Lepidosauria, Squamata, Cordylidae. The record is from RefSeq and is a predicted model, not a curated record.